Darwinula stevensoni is the source of this 375-nucleotide messenger RNA. Lineage: Eukaryota; Metazoa; Arthropoda; Ostracoda; Podocopida; Darwinulidae. The record is from the annotation of a GenBank genome assembly.
AUGAGAAAUGGAGUCGGGGGUGGACUGUUGGACUACGACGCGACGUGGGAGGGACACGACGCGUCGUACCACGCCGCCUUCAGGAACAAUUCCAUGUCGAACGUGUCGGCGCAAGCCACGUGGAACGCCUUCCUUCCCUGCAAGAUCACCGACCUCGGGCAGGAUACGCUGACGUGGAUCAGGCAGGGGGACUUCACGAUCCUGACGUCGGGCCGGACGAGGUACACGUCGGACGAUCGGUUCAUCGCUCACCACAACGAGAGCCUCGGGACGUGGACGCUGCAGAUUAAAUACGUGCAACCCAAGGACGCAGGGACCUACGAAUGCCAGGUGGGUGCCCCCAUCGCAUCAUCGUUCCUUUGCUCCGUCUCCUGA